This is a messenger RNA of Girardinichthys multiradiatus, 5857 nucleotides long. RefSeq names its product IKAROS family zinc finger 2 (gene ikzf2). Gene Ontology annotation, biological process: regulation of transcription by RNA polymerase II. The record is from RefSeq and is a predicted model, not a curated record. The transcript is spliced from 8 exons. Gene Ontology annotation, molecular function: DNA-binding transcription factor activity; RNA polymerase II cis-regulatory region sequence-specific DNA binding. The coding region runs from base 526 to 2091 and encodes 521 amino acids. Lineage: Eukaryota; Metazoa; Chordata; Actinopteri; Cyprinodontiformes; Goodeidae.
UGUCCGGGCUGCAUGGUGAAUAUCGGACAAGAAUAAAUUCUAUUCUAGACAGUCAUUGUGGGUGAGAGUGCAAGUCCACGGGAAUAUAAUAAAAAAACUCCUUCCUGUUUAAGGUAAAUAAAUAAAAAAACAAAACCAGAGACAAUUAAGAGCGUGUAUCGGUUUCCUGCUUUAAACGGAGUAGCUGCUCGACUGUCCAUUCAGUGUCUAUCUUGCCACUAUAUUAUUGGCCGCAGACGCUUGAUAGGUGCUGGCGGCGCAUGUCUGCAGCAAAAAGGCAGACAAGGAGCGUCUGUGUGAUGAAUGGAAAACCAGACUGGCUCCGCUGUAAGACAGCGGUGAUCGGAUAACCUGUUGAACUGCAGCUGUCAGUCAGCUCCUAAGUCAUGCAGGAAUCACAGGCAGAAAAAAAACAAAAAACAAAAAAAACAUUUAAUUGGGGAAACGCGCUACCUCUAGGGGAACAAAAGUGGCUUUAUACGCUGUCUGGUAGCUGAUGAGCUUGUCUGCAGAACCUCUGAAGAAAUGGAAAUGGAAACUUCUGAAGACUAUUCUACUAGUAACGGCCAGUGCUCUUCCAGUAAGGAGGACUCGAGAAUGUUAGUGGAUAUGUCAUCACCUAAUGUACUACCACUUCCCCAGGGUCCUAAUUCCCCCAAUGAAGUGGCCAUUAAGCAAGAGGAAGAUCUGGUGGAAGAUGGUGACAACAGCAGCCCAGCACCUGAAGAAAUAGGCCACACAGGAGAUGAAGGAGCAACACCUGACGAAUCUAUUACUAGCAGCCCACACGAUGUACAGGAUGGAUUGUCUGGGCCAAAUGUACCAUCAGAUGCAGGGGUUAGACAACAAAACGGUGACAGGCCGUUCCAGUGCAACCAGUGUGGUGUGUCGUUCACUCAGAAGGGGAACCUGCUGCGACACAUUAAACUGCACACAGGUGAAAAACCCUUCAAAUGCCCCUUCUGCAGCUAUGCUUGCCGACGUCGUGAUGCCCUCACUGGUCAUCUUCGUACUCAUGCUGUUGGCAAACCACACAAGUGUAACUUCUGUGGACGGAGUUACAAACAACGGACAUCCCUGGAGGAGCACAAAGAGCGCUGCCACAGUUACCUCAGCUUGGAUCCUGGUGCCAACACAGGCUCUUACACAGGCGAAGUUCCAAAAGAGGCCAGGGCCAUGGCUGAGCCCGGCAGCAUGCCUGCCUUCGAUCGGCCACCUGUCAUCGAAAGACUGCCUACUAAUGUUGGCAAGAGGAAAAGCACUACACCUCAAAAAUUUGUGGGAGAAAAGAUUCGCUACAGCUAUCCUGAAAUGGGCUAUCAUGAGAUGCGUCUGAAGUAUGAAAAUCAUCCUGAAUUGAUGCCCCACCACAUGAUGGACCAGGCAAUCAACAAUGCCAUGACAUACUUAGGAUCAGAUACCCUCCGUCCUAUGCUCCACCAUCCUGGUCCAUCUAUGUCUAUGGCUGAGGUUGUACCCAUUGUCAACCCCCUUUACCGCCAUGUUCUACCAUUGGGCCAGCAACCAGAACGUCUGGGAAACUGUGGAACACUUCCAUCACAUGCGCCCCAAUCCCAGGAGUUCCCCAGCCAUGGCACUUCAAAUGGCCCUACUUCCUUAACUCGACAAAACAAGCAACCUCAGCCAUCACAGGAGGAAUCAGCAAGCAACAGUGGCAUUGACUCGGCUGACUCGGCUCGAAGCAGCCCUCAGGACAGGCAGGGCUACCUUAAUACCAAUGCAUCUGCAGGCCUCAGGUCACUUGCCAGUCCAGCUGUGGGCUCUAGUGAACGAGUUAUAGAUGUGUCACCGAGGAAUGGAACAGGAGUGGGAUCGGGGAUUAUGCGAGUGGUCACAGAGAGGCCAGUGGGUCACGAAGGGGUGCGGGUGUUCGCUCGAGAUGGCCACGAGCUGCGAGUCUUUCAGUGCGAGCACUGUCGACUUCUCUUUUUGGACCACGUUAUGUACACCAUCCAUAUGGGUUGCCAUGGUUACAGAGAUCCCCUGGAGUGCAACAUCUGUGGUCAUCGAAGCAAAGACCGCUAUGAGUUUUCUUCGCACAUAGUUCGAGGGGAGCACACUUUCAAUUAAAAGGGACAAAUCAGAAGCAAGCGGUACACUUAGGAAAGAAGAUGAGCAAUAACUUGAUAUCCAUCCUUUCCCUGUGAAAGUGCAUAGUUUAAGGGGACUGUAGACAAGUGUAGCACAAUCAAAGACUUAUUUUUAAGCUACUGGUUGUAAAUUAGAGCUGUUGAACAAUCACAUGAAGGUAUGGGCCAAAGACAUCUUUUGUACUUAUUUAAGUAACUUAGAACACAGAAUUUAUUUUUAUUUUUCCUCUUUUCUAAACAAAUUUGUUGUUUAUCAGAUCAGCUGCCAGAGAGCAUUAUACUUUUUUUUAUUUAUUUUAAUCUUACAUAGAAAUAUCUAUCAUGGAGCUAUUAAGUUUUAAGGUUUAAUCAGCAGCAAAUAUCACAGUGAUAUAGUCAAAUACCAUGAAGACUCAGUAAAAUGUAUAAAAUGAAAUCAGUUUAGAACAAACUCAAUGGUGCAUUGCUGAUUCGAUUGUGGGAAUUAAGGAUAAACAAUACAUAAAAAGGUACAGUUAAUAUAUUUUUUUUAUACUAUAGAAGUUUGAGGACUUUGAAGUGAGAGGAGAAAUAUCAGUCCUACUGGCAGUGCAAUGGGUCAAACUAGUUUUACUAUCAAAUACAUUUUCUUAGAGAACAUUUUUUCCAAAUUAUAUAAUAGAUUUAAAGGUUAAAUACAUUUUUUUAAUGUAUUUGUUUGUUUACAUAUAUAAAUCCACAUUGAUCCAUGAAUGUUUUGGUAAUUUGAUGUUUUCAUUAGAGACAGAUAACAAAAACCAAAAAAUACAUGUUUUGUUUUUUUAAGUAUUCAUUUUUUAAUUUAAAUAAUACAUUGAAAUGCAGUCUUGUUUUCUUUCUCUUUAUGGUCAAAAUGAAUAAGAAGAAAUCUAAUUUGUCUUUAAAACAUAAGCUUAGAAAAAGCUUGAAUUUUGUUUUCCCCUGCACAGACACCUAAUUCUGCAGUCAUUGUAUACUGACUGUGGGAGUCGCUGUUGGGUCUGUACAUCUCAAAGGCGUUGUUCUAUCUUUUUGUUUUUCCACAAAAGAAAUACAGACCAAAAAGGUCAUAUUUGGAUAAGAACAGACAUUAGUUUUCCUUUGACACAAUUUUUAUUUGCAACAGUUUGAGGCAGAUGUGGAAAACAUUUACUCCAUCAGUAUUUAGACAGUGGCAUCAUGGGGUGAAGUGUAUAAUUGGCAAAUGCAAGUUGAGGUUUGGAGGGAGACAGAAUAUGAUAGAAUGGGUAACUUUUUGUUUUAUGUUUACCUGUGUAUAUAAAUAAAUUACCUGUGUAUAUAAAAUAAAUUCCAUAAGAUUAUUUUAUUUUAUCGAAUAUAAAAGAAAAUCAAACAAAAUUUUUAUUUCUGUUAACCUAUUCGUGACCACAAAACAAGAACAGCGUGUAUUUCAAUUUAUUAACCUUAAACUUUAAAACGUACAAAAAACAAAUCUGUUUUUCCAAUACAGGUUUUUGCUGUGCAAAUCCAGUUUCCAAGACAUUCAUGGAUCUGCAUGUCAUACAUAUUAUAAUUUAUCAGACAAUAUAUACAUAUAGACUACCGGUCAAAGGUUUUAGAUACACUGUCUCACUUAAUGAGUCUCUUUAUUUUCAUGACUAUUUAAAUUGUAGAUGUUUACCAAAGACAACAAAACUGUGAAUGAACACACAUGGAAUGAUGUCGUAAACAAAAAGUGUGAAAUAACUAAAUAAUUUUAUAUUUUAGAUUCUUUAAAAUAGCCAACCUUUGCUUUGAUUACCGCUUUGCUCUCUUGGCAUUCUCCCCAUGAGCUUCAUAAGGUGGUCAUCUGAAAUGGUUUUUCAAGAGUCUUGAAAGAACUUCCCAGAGGUUCAUUGAGAGACCGCCAAAGGUUAAUAUUUCAGUCAUCACAGCAAAGGGCGGCUACUUUAAGGAAUCUAAAAUAUAAAACACAUUAAAGUUAUUUUACCAUUUCUUGUUUGCUUCAUAAUUCCAUAUGUGUUCAUUCACAGUUUUGAUGCCUCAGUGAUAAUCUACGUACAAUGUAAAUAGUUCAUUAAAUUACCAUUAAAUGAAAAAGGCGUUCUAAAACUUUUGACCAGUAGUGUACAUAAUUCAUAUUAAAAUCUUUGCAAGGACAAUCAGUGUUUUAAAAGUACAUUUUAUUAGUCUGCUUAUCUCUAAUUAUUUAACACCUAAAUCAAUUUUACAUAUGUAAUCAUUCAGUUGUAGUUAUGCUGUCAAAAAUAUUUAAAAAAAAGAAAUUUCAGACACAUGCACUUACGAGGUUGGACACAGGCUCUGAAAUGAAGCAUGCUGAAAGGUAAGCAAAGAAGUACACAAAAUGUUACCUUACUGUUCAUGUGAAGGCUUAUUCAUAUGAAACCUGUGAUCAUUAAAAUCAGACUUUUUUCCUUCGGACUUUGUCGUAACGUUCUAGGUAUUCCAUAAAUAGGCACAAAUUAAUUUGUUUCCUUCUUUGAUUCCUGCACUUUUAGCACAGAGUUAGAUUUACAAACUUUCACCAUCACUGUCUUUUUAAACCUGAAAGAUUAUAUAAAUGUGCUAACUGACAGUAAAAAUAUAUUUUUGUUAACAUAAGGGGUGACUCGAGUUUCAGACUUCAGUUGCAAAAACAGACUUCAGACUUAAAUUUGAAGACUCAUGACUUGACUUAGGUGUGUGAUCUUAGACUCAAGUCUCGUUAUCAUUAUUUUGUCAUAUAUAAUCAGGAGUAACGUUUACUUCAUCAAAGUUUUAACAUCUCAAAUAAACUUGUCAUCAAAGGUUUUAAAUGUAGAAAUGUGACAUGAUUCCCUCAUAGGCCCAUCACAGUUUUUCCAUAUUGAACUAAAUGUUUAAAGGUUAAAUAAUAAUAGUUAAAACAUUAACCACAAAUGUUCAUGUGUUAAAUUAGACCAAAAGACAAACAGUAAAGUGCAGUACAGUACAGUGCAGUGUUUGAAUUUCUUUAGCAAAGCAGUGUUAUAGGCAGACUAGAUGCAUUUGAUGAGAAAAUUUUAAUUUCAGUCAAUACAGACAGGAGACUUGACUUGGACUUGCCCUCCAAAGACUUGAAACCUGGACUUGGGACAAAAGACAGGAGAGCUGACUUGGACUUGGGAAAAUGAUUCAUAAACAUGUUGGUACAUAAAAUGCAGAGGCCACUUACCCAAAUGGUUGUUAGAUGGUGAUUUAAACCAUUGGGUAUCAAAGAUAUAUUGCAAAGAAACAGACACUCUUUUCAAUAUACCUCACUUAGCAGAUUAUAAUUAAAAAAAAUAUAUCAUUGCAUAACUUAGUUUCAAUAAAAUGUGUAUUUUGGAGCACAGUAGAUACAUGCAGUUUUCAUUGUUUGUGCUUUUUGUGCAUUAUCACCAUCGCAGAGAAACUAUUUACUGACGCUAAAGCUCAAGUGUUGCAGUCUUGUCAUUCAUCUGCGGUUUUAUUAGGCCUAUCCGCCUCUAAUGGGGCUGCUCUUUUAUCUACACCUCUUCAACUCCGAUCUCACGAACAAGCAAGUACACACUAAUGUAUGUUAGUUUCCUUUACUUUGAAUCUUGCUUUGUGCGUUUGAUAUAUGCCAUUGCAUUCAUGUAUGACCUUUAACAGCAAAGAUUAAUAAAGUUACAGUAUGUGCUAGGGGAUAAGUGAAUAAAGUGUGGAUUUCGUGUACAAUAGUACUAAUACCACUAAAAGCACUUCCAAACGCUGCAGCAAAUGUUUUAUAUCACUUUAAUAAACAUCCAACGUUUAAGACUCAUGUAUUAAAAGAAUGUAAAGGCCAA